AUGACAGAAGAGAAUGAUGCCACCACAAAGAAUAGAGAAGAAGCAGUGAAGAAGAGGAAAGACGCGUCAAAGAAGAAACGAGAUGCGGCUGCGGCAAAGAAGAAGAGAGAUGCCGCUACGGCUGCAGCAAAGAAGAAAGACGCAGUGGCGAGGAAGAAGGAAAAAGAGGCAACAGCAAAGAAGAAGACUGAAACCGCGGAAAAUAAGAGGGUGCGAGAUGGUGGUGCCGAUGGUAGAUCCUCAUCGACACGAAGCAAACAGUCUCAGAACCGCGAGACAGAAAUAGAAGCGACAGAAACCGCAUCUCCACAAAACCUUCAAGGCGGUGUUUCCCCAGCACCAUCAAAUGAAUUUCCUUUUCAGCCGCAUAUUGAGGUUAUAGCAAGCAGAGAGCUUUCGAGCCAGCCCCAAAAAUCACCUAUUCAGGCACCCACUGCAACCUCUAGAAACUUCACUUUCGCUUUCAAACUCUUCAACAAAGAGUCCUUCAGACCGUGUAGUUGA
This is a messenger RNA of Eruca vesicaria subsp. sativa (arugula), 504 nucleotides long. NCBI's taxonomy places the organism in Eukaryota, Viridiplantae, Streptophyta, Magnoliopsida, Brassicales, Brassicaceae. The record is from the annotation of a GenBank genome assembly.